Phytophthora sojae is the source of this 1416-nucleotide messenger RNA. RefSeq lists its product as hypothetical. The record is from RefSeq and is a predicted model, not a curated record. Gene Ontology annotation, molecular function: cyclin-dependent protein serine/threonine kinase regulator activity. Gene Ontology annotation, biological process: mitotic cell cycle phase transition; regulation of cyclin-dependent protein serine/threonine kinase activity. Bases 1 to 1416 code for a protein of 471 amino acids. NCBI's taxonomy places the organism in Eukaryota, Oomycota, Peronosporomycetes, Peronosporales, Peronosporaceae. Gene Ontology annotation, cellular component: cytoplasm; nucleus; cyclin-dependent protein kinase holoenzyme complex. The transcript is spliced from 6 exons.
AUGUCGUUCGUCCGCAGGAGCGCCCGCAUCAACAAUGAGAACGAGAUGCCGGCGGAUCUACACGCCUCUCGCCCCGGAAAGCGCCAGAUUCUGCAGGACGCUGGCAAUGCCGAAAAGCGCCAAAAACUCCUCAAGACGGAGACCAGCACCAUCAUCACUGGCGCCCGCCGCACUGCCCUCGGGGAUGUGACCAAUCGACGCACAGCUCUUGGUGAUGUGACGAACAGGAUCAACAUUAAGAAGGAAAGUAUGAGCUCCAUGAGCUCCUCGGUCGCCAACGCUGGAGCUCUAGCCAAGAAGAAGGUCAUCGCCAGCAAGCGCAGCCUCAGCAACGUCAAUGCCGGCAGUCGAGUUGUCAGCAACGCCAACGCUAGCAAGAGGAACUUCAGCAACGUCAACCUCAGCAGCCGAGCGAGCAGCACCACUUCGUCGCUGAGCACGCACAGCUCGUCGAUUAUCAGCCGCAUGAGUCGCCCGCUUCCCGCCACGACACCCGUCGCGACCAAGCUUGAUUCGAUGGGGCUCAUGGAUAAGACCUCUCCGAUGGUGGACAUCGUCCCGACGAAACAUGAAGCGAAAGACCACGACAUCGACUCGGAGGACAAGAACGACCCAACUGCGUGCUGGCAAUACGCGGAGGACAUCACGAAGUACCAGUUGGAGGUUGAGAUGAAGCGCAAGACCAGCAGCUCGUACAUGGCACGCCAGUCGGACAUCACGUCGAAGAUGCGUGCUAUUCUCGUGGAUUGGUUGGUCGAUGUUCACUACAAGUACGGCCUUCUGCCGCAGACGCUGCACAUUGCCGUUCUCCUGAUCGACCAGUACUUGGAGAAGAACCUCUCGGUUAAGCGCCAGCGUCUCCAGCUUGUUGGAGUGGCGGCGAUGUUCAUCGCCUCGAAGUACGAAGAGAUUUACCCGCCGGAAGCUGAAGACUUUGUGAAGAUUACAGACAACGCUUACUCUCGCGAAGAAGUUUUCCAGAUGGAGGCCAAGAUGCUGGUCACGAUCGGCUACCGGGUCACGUUUCCGACGGCUUUCCAGUUCAUGAAGCGAUUCCUCAAGGCCUCUCGUACGUGUGAUGAUCGCGUGGAGCACUUCGCUCACUACGUCGUGGAUCGCAGCCUACAAGAGUACAAAUUGAUCAAGUACCCGCCGUCCACGAUCGCCGCGUCAGCAGUUCACAUCGCUCGAACUCAGAUGAGGGAUACGCCUGCCUGGUCGUCGACUCUGGAGCAUCACUCGUCCUACAGUGAAAGCACCUUGGAGCCUUGCAUCGAGGAUCUUAAGGAGAUUCUGUGGAACACUCAAAACAACGUGGGCAAGAUGUCCAAGCUCAGUGCUGCCCGGCGAAAGUUUAGCAAGGAGCGCUUCAUGGCCGUGGCUGCUGAGCCGCUCGUGUUCGGAAAGAGCGCCUAA